GUUUCUGCUGUCCUGACGCACAAACACAUUCACAAUUCAAGUAUUUCAUUGUUGACAAAUGUGAGCUACUCUGGCAAAUUACUCAUCUGGUUUUCAUUUUCCUAUCCCCAUGGCUGUCUCACCGGUGCUAGCAAACUCAUUUCAACCCGUUUGUUGUUCCCGCGCAACCCGACCCAUAAAGAAUUCAAAGCCCACCACUGCAACCAAGUUCGCGCCGCCGCCGCAAAGAGUCUCAGCUCCAAUCUCUUCCAACAUUGCUCAGAAAUGCGGCGAAGCUUUAAUCAAGCCCGCGAACGUUUCCAGGCGAACUUCGAAGGGUUUAUCGGCCUCGAAGGAAGAGCGUGAAUCCGCCAUUGUUGAUAUUCAGAAUUCUUCUGACCUGGCAUCUGCUCUUUCUAGGUUGAGUAAUUUCUUGGAAUGUGGACUUUGCUCCUCCUUGGUUUUUCUCAUUUUUUUGGGAUAUGCAAUUGUGAAAGAAAGAAACUCUCGGGUGCCAUGCUUGGAAUUUUGCCUCUGCACAGAAGUACUGGAUAGCUUACCUCAUUCUGCUUACAGAUCAGGUGAACUUUUGAGAGCGUCAGAACUGAACGUGGUGUUGCGUCAUUUCGGAAAGCUAAACAGAUGGAAUGAUCUUUCUCAGCUCUUUGAUUGGAUGCGGCAGCAAGACAAAAUUAAUUUUGCAUCUUAUAGCAGUUACAUUAAGUUCAUUGGAUUGGAGUCUAAUUCUUCGAAAGCCAUGGAAAUAUACAAUAGCAUCAAAGAUGAUUCCGUAAAGACCAAUGUCUCUGUCUGUAAUUCUACUCUACAUUGUCUAAUAAAGAGUGGCAAGUUUGAUGGCAGCCUUAAGCUAUUUACUCAAAUGAAGCAAGCUGGGUUGGUACCUGAUAUUGUAACUUACAGUACGCUACUUGCGGGGUGCACCAAAGUGAAAGGUGGUUAUUCUAAGGCAAUGGAAUUGGUUCGCGAAAUGAAGUCUAGGGGGUUGCACAUGGAUGUUGUAGUAUAUGGAACACUUAUAUCUGUUUGCGCUUCAAACAAUCAAUGUGAAGCAGCAGAGAAAUACUUCAAUCAGAUGAAGAGUGAAGGUCAUUCUCCAAAUGUCUUCCACUACAGCUCCUUGCUAAAUUCAUAUGCAGCUGAUGGGAACUAUAGAAAGGCUGAUGAGUUGAUUCAAGAUAUGAGAUCUGCAGGCUUAACUUUAAACAAGGUUAUUUUAACAACCCUGUUGAAGGUUUAUGUUAAAAGUGGCUUGUUUGAGAAAUCAAGAGAACUGUUGGAUGAACUUCAAGCUCUAGGCUAUGCACAAGAUGAGAUGCCGUACUGUUUACUGAUGGAUGGCCUUGGAAAGACUGGGAAACUCACAGAAGCCAAAUCAAUUUUUGAUGAAAUGAGGCAGAGAGAAGUGAAAAAUGAUGGCUACUCCUACAGUAUUAUGAUUUCAGCCCUCUGCCGUAAUGGGCUCCUUGAAGAAGCAAAGCAAUUGGCUUGUGAGUUUGAGACUAAGUACGGCAAGUAUGAUGUGGUCAUUUUGAACUCGAUGCUCUCUGCUUACUGUCGGUCUCGAGAAAUGGAGAAUGUAAUGAGGAUGAUGAAGAAAAUGGACGAGUCAGCCAUUAGUCCUGAUUGGAAUACCUUUCACAUGUUAAUAAAGUAUUUUUGCAAGGAGAAACUGUAUUUACUUGCAUAUCGUACUAUGGAGGACAUGCACAGGAAAGGUCACCAGCCUGACGAGGAUUUGUCUUCUUCAUUGAUUAAUCGUCUUGGUAAAAAUGGUGCUCAUUCAGAAGCAUUUUCAGUGUACACUAUGUUGAGAUAUGGCAAGAGAACAAUAAGAAAAGCCCUUCAUGAGAAGAUUUUACAUAUCUUACUUGCAGGUGGACUUUUUAAAGAUGCUUAUGUAGUGGUCAAGGACAAUGCAAAAUUUAUCUCUCAGCCUGCUAUUAGGAAGUUUGCCACCUCCUUUAUGGAAAAAGGCAAUAUAAACCUGGUAAAUGAUGUGAUCAAGACUAUCCAUAAAUCAGGCUACAAAAUUGAUCAGGGCAUAUUUCACUUGGCUAUUUCUCGUUACAUAGAACAUCCAGAAAAGAAAGAACUACUCUUUCAUUUAUUACAGUGGAUGCCUGGUCAAGGCUUUCCUGUUGACUCCUCCACGAGGGAUCUGAUAGUGAAAAAUUCCCAUUUAUUUGGACGACAUUCUCUAGCGGAAUUAUUGUCUAAGCAUCAUGCUGUUUUGAAGGCAAAUAGAUCACACAAAAGGGAAAACUAGCUGAAUUUGAGCCGUCAGCUCUGGUAUUUAUUAGGAUUGGGAAGUGUAUUGAUUGGGUAAAUUAUCUACAUUGGACGAAAUUUUGGAUAGGAUUUAUUAGACGUCCUUCCAAGAUAACGUGCAAGAAUCCCUGCUGAAAUAUACGGUUGCUCCAGUUAACAGAAUACAUUUUGUAUACGACCUGCAAAAAGAUGCUGAAGAGUGAAGACACCGUGGGCUAUUUUUGAAUAACAUUUAAACUAUGCAGUUGAUCCUCCUUUUUAUCUAUACUCCUAAAAGAUAACCAUUAGGUCUUAUCAAUGGCCUUGAUGGAAAGUCUUACACACAAUUUUCUCCUGAUCCUGGAUAAAAAUAAAAUAAAAUAAAAUAAUUAUCUACCAUUUGAUUUGCUUUCUGCUAAAGAUAUCCUCGAACUUAUAAUCCCUCAUUCAAUAAAACUAGGCAACCAACAUGCACCAGGUCUGUAUCUAAUGAUAGGAAAUAUCUGGGAUCCUAACAGGAUACGAAUCUAUCUCAUCCAACCACACAUUCCUCGAAUCCGGUUCGAUCUUCGAGACACACUCCCAAACAGCACUAUUGCACUUGAACCCACUCCCGAAUGCAAUUUGCCACACCCUAUCCCCCCUUUUGACCCUACCCUUUGCCUCCAGAUAACUCAACUCGUACCAAACCGAAGAAGAAGACGUAUUUCCAAAUCUAUACAGUGUCAUCCUCGAAGCCUCCACAUCCUCCUCCUUCAACCUCAGCCGCCCCUCGACUGCAUCAAUCACCGCCCGCCCGCCCGCGUGUAUGCAGAAAUGCUCGAAGGCCUUCUUGAAAUCCGACAAACCACGCGUAGAUUAUCUGCUCAGAAACCGGCAAGCAGCGCGGGCCCAGCUCUGUUACAUUCGCUCUCAGUGCAUUUCCCGCAACUCUCAGAAGGGAUUUGGACAGCGAGACUCCGGUAUUCCCAGCAUCGUCCGUUUUCUGAAAAACCGAGCUGUAGGACUCGUCGUCCGAGCCCAUAUGGGUUCUGAUCAGGUGUUUUAGCCUGUACUUGGCCCGGGCCCGAUCUUUUUUCCUGUUGGACAGUAAAACUGCUGCACCUCCCAUUCUGAACAGUACAUUCGCCAGUAACAUCGACUUUUCGUUGCCUGGAUAGCCGCUAGAGGUCACGGCCUCCAUGCUGAGGACGAGAGCCCAAGCGUCCUUCCGGGCCGACCUCAGGAGGUCUCGGGCCAGCCCAACUGCCACGAGGCCCGCGCUGCAGCCCAUGCCGCUGAGGCUUGCGCUUUUCACGUCCUCUCGAAAUCCGAACUCGUUUAUCAGCAUGGAGGUGAUGGAGGGAGUCGGGCAGAAGAUGCUGCAGUUUGAAACUAGGAUGUCGAUGUCUUUUGGGUUCAGUUUGUGUUUUUCGAUGAGGGCUUUGACUACGGCGAAAAGGACUGUUUGGACUUCGAGUCUUGUGUGGGGGAGGGAAUUAUAUGGUGGGAUGUGGUGCACUGCAAGGGGCAAGCAGGUCUGUGGGCCGAUGCCCGAACGCUCUAUCACUUUGGUGAGGAAGUCGAUGCCGUCCCUCGAGACGUGGCUGCAUAUGUUGAAAUGCUCGAUGAAUGUGGCAGUCGAGACGCGGAGGUGAGGUGGAGGCUUGUAGCAGGAGAAGUCUAUGAGGUAGAUGGGCCGGGAUUUGGAGGAGAGGAAGUAGACGAGUGAGAGAAAGGCGAUUAUGGGUAUGAGGAGGUAAGGGGAGGGGAGGGUGGUGUUUGCCAUUGUUGGAAGUGUGUAUGUUAUCCUUGGCUUUUCUGUUUGUGUGCAGCUUUUCUUUGUUAAUGGGAGUGCAGUUUGAAAUUGAUGGGGGAAGUGAGACUCCUGAUUUUGAGGUCACGUAUUUUGCAUGUUGGACCUCAGUUGUCAUGCAAUUCUCCUUCUUUUGUGGUGAAAAUUUGCUUCAAGCAAUCAAAUACUUGUGCUCUUUCCUCUCAAAACUAACUUUACAAACUUUUAACGAAGAUGAGGCUUGUUUGUUUUAUUUAUUUGUAGCUGGCAUCUAACAUACAUACAUUAGUUUGUUUGGCUGCUUGCUCAUUCUUGUCCUUUAUUUGUUGAGUCGUCCUUGUUUGUGUUUGAUUCUCUACUCGAACUGGGCUGACCCAAAUAGCAAUUUUAUUUUAUUUUUUUCUCUUUUUAUGUCCCGAAUAGCCAACUUCUACUCUAUAGUCUACAGUUCCAACAAAAAUUUGUAGCACUUAAUAUAUGC
Striga asiatica is the source of this 4502-nucleotide messenger RNA. Lineage: Eukaryota; Viridiplantae; Streptophyta; Magnoliopsida; Lamiales; Orobanchaceae. The record is from the annotation of a GenBank genome assembly.